AGCAGAGCACGGCACAAUGGUGAAGCCUCCCCGCUGCACCCAAUCCCUCACGAGAAUGGCGACAACGGCGGGCGGAAUCUUGCCCUUCCUGCUUGGUUUACUGCCGCUCACUUGGUUGGACACCGCUGCCGGGUACAGCGACUUCUUCAUGGACUGUGCCAAUGCCAUAGAGCUGAAGAACUUCUCCGGCCUGCCGUCCCAUGACAGCUACACGUACGUUUGUUCCCACCCAUGGAUUGGGUGCGUGUACUGUAUUGCGACGCUAUUCUGUCUGUCUGUCUGUCUGUGUGCAGAUCUUGCCUGGCGGCGUCGAGCCCCGGGGCGGCGACCAAGUAUUGCCUCGGCGAGCUGACGGCGUUCGGGGGCGUCGCUGGUACAAGGGCAGGGCAGAUGAACGAACGAAUGAAGUCUGACUGGCCUGGCUGCCUGUGGAUUGGAUUGUUGUUUGCAGGCCUGACGGCCGGGCUCUGCCUGCCCAAGCAAUGCUCGCAGGUCUGCCUGCUAUGACUGACACAGGGGGGCUGGCGUAUCGCAUUGGAUGUCUGCAGGUGUUUGUGGACGGGACGGUUCGGUGUCAUUCAUGUCUGUCUGUCUGUCUGUCUGUCGUGCAGGGUGACCUGGAGGAGUUCAUCGAGACCACCUGCGCGGCCCCGUCGUGUGCCGACAUCAUUGAGGAGUUGCAGCCCCUCUGCAUGGUCGUGCAGGGGGUGCUCUGCGACCCCAAGAACAGGUAGGCAAGCCACAGCACAGGACAGGACGGCACAGGACGGCACAAUACACCAUCUCUCUCAGUGAAUGAACGCGAGUGUCACUCACUCACUCUGUCUGUCUGUCUGUCUGUCUGUCUAUCAUCAGGACUGCACCGGCGCACAACUUCCAGCUGUCUUGCCUCGAAUCCACCACACCAGACUCCAAAAAAGGUCCACACACACACACACGAAUGUUCUACCUUUAUAUCGGCUGGUGGGCAUGGCGUACAGGUCAGAUGCUGGAGUCCACUUUGGCGUGUGGCGGGAUCGAUGCGCAGCGGACGGUCGACAGCGGGCUGGUCAACGACCUGGGCAACUGGGACGGAUGCCACAAGGUAAGGUGCGGUGGGAUGGUGCAUGUGGGCCUGGCGUGGUGUGGCGUGGUGUGUGUCAGUCAAGUGGGCGUGCAGUGCAGUGCAGUGCAUGUGGGCAUCUAUCUCAUCUAUCUUGUGCUUGUCUUGUCAGCUUCCUGGCGCCCACUACUGCUUUGCCGGGUACAACCCCAUCUUCAUCUCCUCAGGGCAGGUAGGGUACACAACACACAACACACCCCACACCCCACACUCACACACCUGUGUUGUGUUCUCCCUGCAGUGUGUGGCGGACACGUGCACGGCGGGCAAGUACGAGAGCAUGGCGGCCUUCGCCUGCGAAGUGGACAACUGCCUCGCCAUCACAAACCUCAUCCAACCUCAAUACUGCCUCUUCUGGUCCGCCGGCACGGCACACGCACACAGAAUCCCCCAUGGUUUCGUUGACAGACGCAUGUCUGUGUGUGUGUGUGUGUGCGUGCGUGCAGGAAGACCAUCCUGUGCCACCAAGCCCCGCCCCCCAGCCCCUUCAUCGCCGCUCACCGUUGGCAAGGCCGGCUGGGCAGCCCCAACGACCUUCCCAUCCCGCCAGAGGUCUCGCUCGACGUUACCUGCGACUACACACCUCCGAAAAUCGGGGCCGGUCAGUCAGCCCGCACGGCAUCCAUCCAUCCAUCCAUCCAUCCGUGUGUGCGCACGUGUGUGUGCGUAUGUGUGUGUGCAGGGACCUAUGUGAUGAUAGGCAUCUCAGCGGUGAUCACGUUGCUGAUCAUAGCGGCCACCGGGCUGUCGAUACACUUGAAGCAGCGACAGCAGAGAGAGGGCGGUGGAGGCGGGGGCGAAGCGAAUGCCGACGUCAGACUGCAGACCAUCAACGUCGAAGAGGCCGGCAAAGACGUGGCAAGACGGUUCGUGCCAUGACAGACACACACAGACACACACAGAGACACCGAGAGAGAUGUGAACACUCAUGUGUGGCGGUGCUGUAUUGUGGCAUGGGGUGGGCGGCAGGGACGAGCCGCGUGUGCCGUCACUAGGCGAGAAGAUGCUGCUGGCCUUCUCCCUGACGGACAACUGGGCGCACCUUGCUGAGACACACACUGUGAGACGACCAGGGAGGGGUCCACACCAGACACGGUGCGGAUGGACCACAUGUGGUGUGCUUGCUGUAUGCAGCACACGGGCGACAUCACCUGUUUGAACGGGCUGCGGGCCAUCUCGAUCUGUUGGGUGCUGCUGGGCCACGUCAUGCUGCUCAUUGCGGGCGGCAUACCACUCAAAGACUUCGCGGUCGGUACCUACCGUACCGUACGACACACAGACUUGCACACACACCUACACACGUGUGGAUGUGGGUAUGUGUGAUGUCGUGCAGGAGACCCUCAAAGUCGGUACGUGCCUUCACAAGGCGCACAGCACAGCACAGAACGGCACUCUCUUUCCUGCCCACACCUGUGUGUGUGUGUGCGUCUUUGGGCGGCAGUUGGCCGUUUCUCCUUCCAGCUUGUCGUCGGCGCCUUCUACUCCGUCGACACGUUUUUCUUCCUCUCGGGGUUCCUCACCGCGUACGUCGCCGUCAAACACGCCGCCAAAAGGGGCGGCAAGAUCAACAUCGCCCUGGCCAUUGUACACAGGUGCCUACAGAGACACCGAUGGAUGGAUGGAUGGACACACACAAGUGGGAGGCCGUGGGGUGUGUGUGUGUGUGUGUGUGUAGGUGGAUCCGUUUGUCGGUGCUUUAUGCGUUUGUCAUUGGGGUGUGGGAGUUCGUGACGCCCUUCUUCGGUGACGGGCCGCGGUGGCCGCUCUUCGUGACCGACCUGCACGCCUCAUUUCUCACGGUGGGUGGGUGAGUGAGUGGGUGGCUGGAUGGAGGUCUCAUCCUUGUGUGUGUCGUGUGCGUGCAGGGUGGCAAGGAGAGCGCUUGCAAGCAAUAUUGGUGGGGAUGGGGCAGGGGACAGCACGUCAUUAGACGCUUGCUGAUGUGUGUGUGUGUGUGUGUGUGUGUUAAUGUGUGCAGGUGGGCGAACCUUCUCUACAUCAACAACUUCAUUCCCAAGAAGUUCGGCGAAAUAUGUCUGCCGUGGACAUGGUAGGUACGGUCAUCACUCCCCAGCCCCGCUAUGCACCUCUACCUCUCUCUUUCGGUGUGUCCGUCUCUAUGUCUGUGUGGCCAGGUACCUGGCCAACGACUUUCAGUUCUUCGUUGUGGGCAUCAUUGUCCUCGCCAUCUACUGCGGGUACUCAUCCGCAGACACACAACGGGCAGGCCCAAACAGGUCUGUCUGGCUGUUGGCUGUCUGUCUGUCUCCCUGGGUGCGUCAGGUACUCCAAGAAGAUCGGGUGGUACCUCAUCGGUCUGCUUCUCUUGACGUGCUGGAUCGUCACCGGUGAGUCAGUGAAUGGAUGGAUGCGCUAUCUCACACACACUGUUCACACAGCACAUCAAUCCAUACGCAGUGCGGUACAGCACGUGUGUGUGUAUGUGUCUGUCUGCAGGCACUCUGGACGUCGUCCGGGACUGGCAGGUGGCAGUGCUGCCCAUCCUCUUUGAGGCCGACCAGCACCAGUUCUAUGAGCUAUACGAGAAGCCAUGGUGCAGAAUCGCACCAUACCUCAUUGGAAUGGUACCCCUCCCCCCUCCCUCCCUCCCCCCAAGAACACCAACACACAAAGCCGUUGGGUGCCUCGUGUGUGUGUUUAUUUGGUCAGAUUGGCGGUCUGCUGAUCCUGGAGCACCGUGAGGCGGUGCGUGAGCGGCUUGUGGGGCUGACCAGGUAUGGCCGGCUGGUGUGCCAUGCCCUGGCCGCCGGGCUGAUGCUCUUCGUCGUCUUCAUACAGGUACAUGUUGCACACACGCACACACACACCCCCACACACACACAGAGAGAGAGAGAGACGUGUGUGGGGCAUUGUGUGCAGUAUGAGGCCAACAAGAGCACGGCCGAGCCGUGGUCUCCCACAGCGACCUUCUUCUACAACGCCUUCUCACGGUGGGUGCGUACCUUCCCACACAAUCCCACACACCACAGAUGGACCUCCAGAGACACCCAUGGAUGUGUGCGUGCGUGUGUGUGUGUGUGUGUGUUCUCCACCCUGCAGGUCUGUGUGGGCGGUGGGGCUGUGGUGGAUCGUGGUGUGUUGCGCCACGGACAUGGCUCCCUGGACCAACAAGAUUCUGUCGCUGCCGGUGUUUCUGCCCUUCGCGCGGCUGACGUAUGCCUUUUACCUGAUCCACCUGCCCAUCAUCGCCAUCUGGCUCUUCACCAGGAGAGACGUCGACUACUAUUACGACGGUCGGUAUGCAGGCAGGCAGGCAGCCCGCAUCCAUCCAUCAUGUUGGCAAGCUCAUGGCUUUGUGUGUGUGUGUGUGUGUGUGUGUUGUCCACCAAACAGGUUUGGUGGCUGUAUACUACCCGGCCUUCUUGGUGCUGGGUUUCAGCGUGGCCACCUUCUUCUACCUCUUCGUGGAGGCCCCCUUCAUGAACCUCGACAAGCUCCUGCUCGCCAACCUCAUGAGAGCCUCCGACGAAGGUGCCAGAAUCGCCAAACGUAUGCAGACCCCACAACCCACCACACAACACAACACAACACCACAUCCACCGGUGGAUGUGAUGUGUAUCAGGCAAAGAUGAGAGUGGCGGGCAGGCGAGCUCCGCUGAGAGCUUGAUGGACUCCUCCGGCGCCACGCCCCCCGGCCGGCGGGCCAUGAGGCACAACGGAGAGCCACAUAGCACAAAGACAGACGAGCGCCCGACGGCUGCGCUGCUCAGCGCAUGACCGACACACACACACACAACGGGGGGAGGGCGAGGGAGGGAGGGAGAGGAGCGCGUGCGUGUGUGUGUUAUUUCUGUCCGUCCGUCUGAAUGGCGUGGCGCUUGCGUGCGUGCGGUGUCUAUCGUGGUGUCGGUUUAAGAGGGCAGGCAGGCAGGCAGGCAGGCAGAGGUAAGCGAGAGCUUUCUGUGACUGAGUGAGUGGCCCGGUGAGUGAGGUCAUUGAUCAUUGUGUAUUUCUCGGUAGCCAAUCUGGCUGGCGAGCCAGUGCUAGGGCGCCCCGAGUGCCCGCCACUGCAGCCUGGAGCCUUUUUCUUCACCUACCCAGCCCUGCAGCUCAGCUGCGUCCAUAGUCAAUGUUGUAUAGCAGCAAUUCGUUCGGUGAGCGUACAUCCAUCGUGUGUGUACUUGGGUGGCAUCCAUGUGACUGUGACAGUCAGUCAGCGAAGCUGCUCCAGAGCUUUACCCCAGGCAGGGAGAACUAAGGCAGGGAGAGAAACACACGGUCAGAGUCGGAUCUCACUCAGUCGACCUGCAUAAAGGAAGCCACUUAUCUAUCUCUUUGUCUGACUGUCAGCAGAGUACAGCACAGCCGUCAAGGGGCUUUUGUUUCCCCCGGCCGGCCUGUCGAUAUGGCAUGUUUGUUAUGUAUACAAGCACUCGGUGAGUGCCAUCCAUGAGCACGUGCGCACGAAUUCGUCUCUGUCCCAUGCAUUCGCACAUGUGCACACUUUGUGUGUCGUGGUUUCUCGGGGGAGAGCACAGAGAGGGUAGAGAUCUUCACGAGUGUGGUCAAGGAAUGGUGAACCUAUGAUUGCAUGCACUGUCUGCUUGACGUCAGUGGAUCUUAAGGGGCG
This is a messenger RNA of Vitrella brassicaformis, 5693 nucleotides long. The record is from the annotation of a GenBank genome assembly. NCBI's taxonomy places the organism in Eukaryota, Vitrellaceae.